Messenger RNA from Lytechinus variegatus (green sea urchin), 2020 nucleotides. RefSeq names its product HAUS augmin-like complex subunit 4. The record is from RefSeq and is a predicted model, not a curated record. Bases 112 to 1182 code for a protein of 356 amino acids. The transcript is spliced from 9 exons. Lineage: Eukaryota; Metazoa; Echinodermata; Echinoidea; Temnopleuroida; Toxopneustidae. Gene Ontology annotation, cellular component: HAUS complex. Gene Ontology annotation, molecular function: microtubule minus-end binding. Gene Ontology annotation, biological process: spindle assembly; centrosome cycle.
ACGCCUUUUUAGACUCUCUCUUGAUUAACCAGCCUGCCUUGGUUGAGUACCCGGUGGCAAUCACGUUUGAAUCAGCGAGCACCGCAUCUUCGUUCCCAUGAAGUCGUGAACAUGAGCCUUCCUGUUCACAUAUCAGAGAGUGAUGCAGCACAGAAUCCAGGAUGCAUGAAUCUUCUCAAAGCAAUCCCACAACAUGUGACCGAAAACGGAACAUCUAAGCACAUUGAAGAGGCUCACAAAAGGGCAAAAGAUGGAAUGGAAAGGGUGAGGAUAGGGUACCUUAAACAGCACAUCCUACAUCAUGAACUGCAUGAACUCAUAAUGGAACACCGCAUAGCAUCUCAAGAAAUGGCUCCAGACUCCAAGACUGCACAGUUCUUUGAAGCCCUGGAUCAGUGUUUAGCUACUGCUGAAGCAUGUGACUAUCUAUCAGAAAGGAAUAUCGGUGGUGAACAUGGUGACGGUGCCAUCCUGCUUGGAUUAGAGAAAGGCAAACUCCUUGAGGGAAAUCAUCAGAAAAAGGUAGCAUCCAUGAUCCAACCCCAAUUAAUCCCCUUGAUAGAAGAAAGACUGAGGAAGAAAUGUGAAGAGCUUCAAACUUUUCAUGAAACUGAUUCCAGCUCGACUGCAGAUGAGAUGACCUUUGCCAAGGCCACUCAGCUACCAGACGUCUUGAGACGGGAGAAAAUGAAAUUGGAGGAAGAGAAGAAGCAGCUGAAAUUAGCCAAACUUCUCAGGAACAAACAAUUCUGGCAGUACAACCAGAGCUUGCGAGAGGCACUGCAAACCCUGGAGAAACUGAUAACCAAUCACAUGUUACGGCUGCAAGCUGACAGUGACAGCAUCACAACAGACUGGCUCAGUGCUCGAUGUCAUGCUAUGAGUCUCAAAAUCAGAGUCUUUGAGGCUAAGCUGUUGUGCAGUACAUACACACCUGAAGUGCUUCAAGCUAUGAAAGCUACAAGGCAACAUCUGGAAGGUGCUGUCCAGGAGCGCAAGACCGAUCUGAUGCGGCACAGCCAAGCACUCAAAAACUAUGAAGCCAUUGGGACUGGGUUUGAAGAGAUAGUGAAUGAAUACCAGGAGUUAACAGCUGCCAUCGACAACAAGAAAUGGGCUCUUCGUGAGCUGAAGCAGAGCUUGCAAGAGGAGGAAACAGACGACUUCAAUUCUGUUAGAUGAAGUUCUUUAAUUUAACUUGAACAUUGAAGGGAGGGAUGUGACAACCGUUUUUUUACUUUAAAAGAUGACAUCCCAUUCUCGUCAACUUAGCUCAUAGCAAUGGUGUGUCCAAGAAAUAUGCUCGUUGUGCCAUACAUGAACCAGCAUGAAUGUAGCCUCACGUACCUAUGAAAUGUGGUCAUUCUUUUCUGGUGAAUACACAUUGCAGUCUUGCAAAGGAGAUUUUUAAAACUUUGGUCUAACUGCAGUUGGCCCUUCAAAGAUUUUUUAAACAAAACUUUUAAUUACAGGUGAAUCAGCCCAAGCAAAAUCUGUUUGACGCAAUAUGAAGAACACUUUUACAUAUUGGUCUGAAAAAAAGCUCCCACCUAUAAUGUAAGGUCUACUUUCUCAGUUUACUUUAUCAUGGUGAGGUCGUCAGAAUAUAGCCUUUUUUGGGUCUAUUCCAUAAAUUAGUGAUUUAAUAAUAUGCAUACCGCCAAAUGCAAAUUAUUUAAAGAGUACUGAAGUAAAUAUACAACCCUCAAAUGAAAAUUCUUAUAAACUGAUAUUUAUUUGAAAUCAGAAAUAUAAUUUGUAUUUUUUACAAAAUAAAAAGUGGUUCACAUAGUGAAAUUUACACAAUGUACAUCAUUGCACAAUAUAUCUAUACAAUGCAUCAUACAUGUUCAGAAUGUACAGGUAUUUACAAACUGUCCUUGAAUAUGAUUUGGAAUAUCUAAAGACAGAAAUUGUGAUGAAAAUAGUUUUGUGCUCUUUAUUGCUCAUUACAUGAGAAAAAAUAUAAUAUAAAUUACAUUAUCAUGCAUUUUGUUAUUCAUAUCUAGUCCUGUAUUAA